Molecule: messenger RNA, 4457 nt
Organism: Orbicella faveolata
Lineage: Eukaryota; Metazoa; Cnidaria; Anthozoa; Scleractinia; Merulinidae
Product: neuronal acetylcholine receptor subunit alpha-10-like
Biological process (GO): monoatomic ion transmembrane transport
Cellular component (GO): postsynaptic membrane
Molecular function (GO): acetylcholine-gated monoatomic cation-selective channel activity; transmembrane signaling receptor activity
Source: RefSeq, a predicted model, not a curated record
CAUAAUCAAGAUGAAAAAGGAACGCGAAAAUAUCUAAUUUUGGCAAGGCAUUCAGUAGAAAUUUGGGCGAGGACGUUUCGUCUCCGUAAAAGGAAUUACUCCAUAUAAAAAACGGCUUGUAUUGUUAUAACACUGGUCAACAUCAAAACGCAAUGCGUAAGGCUUAAUUUUCCAUAAACACUGUAUUAGCUUGUAUAGCAGCUAGCCUCUCACCAUCUAUGAGAACUUUGGCAUUUUAUAUUUGGUAUUGUAGUAACAUGCCUAUGCUAUCCGCUCACCACCGAACAUCGAAUAAUUACAGUUUGGCUACCAAAAAAAAAAUAAGUGGUAGAUAAUAUCGACCAUUCCUACUUUGUGACAUAUAUUUUACGUUUUAAAAGGCACAGAUGGUACGGCUAAUAAAGAAAUUAAGCAUGAAUGACACACAGCGGGCUGUCCAAUAAACCGGAGAGGGAAGCAAUUUAAUAUUAAUGAUAUACGUAAUCGGAAUUGGUUGAUUGAACCCUUAACCCUUUGAAUUUUUGAGACCAAGAAAGAACAUACCACCUUAAGCCGACAAAGGAAAAACGUACUACCGCUACGUUAAUUGGAACAAUUCAUCGUUAUGUUAGCGUUCCACAGCAGCAUGGAAAAUCCUAAAUCUCUACCUUAAGAAUGUUGAUUUUAAUAUGUCUAACUGAAAACAUACAUCGAACGAACUCCGUGAUCAGCAGGGCGCGAAAUAGCUAUUUAACCCGUUAUCUUCGCACACUCUUCAAAGUUUAAAGUAAGUCUUUGUACAGAAGCAAACUUCCUCUCUAUGAACUUCAAGAAAGUUGAACUUCAGACGUCACUUAUAAAGAAAGUCGUGUGUUUGAAAGCGAGCGAUUUUCCCCUUACUACAUUUAUCUGUUCAGAAAUCAAAUAAAUUUAGCGGGUAAUGAAUUGUAAUUGACUUGUGAAAAAAGUCGAUGGAUUGAACAGAAUAUUGUAAUUGCCUAAUCUCUAUUCCUUGUGUUACUUAAAAUAACACCGCUCGUAUUUCCCCCAACUUUAAUAUCGGUCCUCAAGUAAAUCGACUUUUGUAUACUCAAAAAAGAACACUAGAACAGAAAGAGAACAAAAAAUGACCUAGAAAUAGUCUUCGCUAGAACCAAAUGUUCUUCACUGCGACACAGUUAAUCUUUCUUUAGCCUUGCCUAUUCUUGAAUCUAAUAUUGCUUUUUCUUCUUGUCUUUGGAUGCGGAAACCUAGGUCAAAUUUCACACUGGCAUUAUUUGUUUGUGAUCAAGCUUUCUCCAUGAUGCCUGAGUCAAGCAACUCCACAAGGAACUAACUAGACGCUACUAGCCUUUAUUAAGGACUUCUACACUGAACUUAACUUGGGUUUUUUUGUAUUUGAGUCUAAUCAUGUUCACUAGGUCCCUUUCGAGUUGAUUUUUGUGCUUUGCUGUAGUAGCCGCCAGCACACAUUCUAAAGAGAAUUAAAGUAGCUAGCACCUUUACCUUAUUCUUUUACUAGGCCAAUCCCACCACUUCCAAAACAUUUGUCCAGUUUAAUCCCGAUGGCCUUGUCUCCGCAGCCCUUACGACAGUUCAUAUGAAGUAUGUCAUUCUCGAAACUACGCCAAAUAUAAUAUAAUGGAUAGCAUUUCUUGUUAAUUAUCGACUGAUGUCAUCACCACGGCCAAGAUGUUGGCAAAAGUCUUGGAUUACGUUGCCUCGCCACUCGGCUCCAAGUGCACUUUAGAACAUUUUACAGGUUCUUAUUCAAUUACAAGAUCACGCGAUAGAUAAAAUAGCAGAAACUUGGCUUUCUCUAGCUUUGUCUUGUUUUGUUAGGGUCGCACCCCCCGGCAGCGGCCCAGUCUAGUAGCGAGCCACAGAAAAGUUUUUCAAUCAACGUGAAUUUGUCCAUUUCGGUCUCUGCUGACAUAAUGAUCGGCCGCCUCGCCUUCAUUGUAUUUUUCUUCGGAACUCCACUAAAGUCGAAUCCUGUUUGCUUAGCUCAGGAAAAACAACAGGAUGCCAAAGUGAGACUCGUCCAUCGACUCAUGAUGAACUACCAAGAGGAAAAGCAAAUUCUGCCGGCACCAAACGGCUCUAAGCCAGUCAUCGUUACCUUUGACAUGGCGUUCAGUCAACUCGUUGAUUUGGAUAGCAAAGACCAGAUCAUGACGAGCAACAUUUGGGUCAGACAGUUUUGGACGAACUACAGACUUGCCUGGGAUCCAGCUGAGUUUGGUGGAAUCGAAAUCAUCAACAUCAGUCCAAAGAUUGUUUGGAAGCCUGAUAUUCUUCUUUACAACAAUAUAAACGGCGUCGGAGGAGAGAUGUACAACUUCGACACCAAAGUAAUCUUGCAUCACGAUGGUCGAAACGAAUGGUUUGCGCCGACGGAAAUAAAAUCCAUUUGCAAGAUUGACAUAACGUUCUUUCCGUUUGACGAGCAAACAUGCUUACUCACGUUCGGUUCAUGGACCUACAACGGUCAGUACUUGGAUCUGGCUCUUAAGAGCAAUACCGCUGACUUAAAAAAGUACACCCGAAAUGGUCAGUGGACAUUGGUUUCCGUCAACGCCACAAAAAACGUCGUUAAAUACAGCUGUUGCAAAUAUCCUUAUGUCGACAUAACUUUUAGCGUUCACAUUCGACGACGGCCGUUGUUUUACGUUCAGAAUUUGAUUCUACCAUGUAUUUUGCUGGCUACUUUGACAGUGUUCUCUUUCUCGUUGCCUCCGGGUUCUGGAGAAAGAAUCGCUCUUGUGAUCACUCUCUUGCUUGGCCUUACUGUCUACAUGCUGAUCUUCACGGAAAACAUUCCUCAAACAUCAGAAGUUGUGCCACUGAUCAGCAAGUUUUUCAUCGUAAUCCUGUUUGAGGUUGCCUUCUGUUUGAUGGGAACGUCGAUUACCCUAAGGCUUUACCACUACAGUGAACCUGAUAGAAAGAUUACGCCAUGGGUGAAAGUGCUCAUAUUUGGCUGCUUGGCGAAGCUUUUGAGAAUGAAGAUGAAGUCGUAUUCAGCUGAGCCGCGAGACAACGGCAGCAUGUCGAGAUCAAAGUCUAAGAUGAGGAGCGAGUUUUUUCAUCGGCUUCUAGGGUGUAGAGAAGGUGGUACCAAAUCCCUGAAUGACACUAGAAUGCAGGUAACGCAAAUCUGUGCAGAGGACUCUCUCUGUCUAGAGGAACACCUGGACGAAAUGACGGACAAAAUGGGCGAUAUUCAUGGCCGUAUGGUGACCGACAAAAACAACGACGUGGGAAACAAAGAGAAGUGGCAUUUUGCCGCGUCCGUGAUUGACAGGCUUUUCUUCUACCUUUCUGGCCUGGCUAUUUGUCUAUCUGUGAUCAUUUUCUAUCUGAUGAUUCCACGCUACGAAGGGGGGAAAGAAUUUCAAGACUUUGAACAAUGACCGAUUAGACACAGAACUCUGAGAGACAUCUUCAAUGGAACAUUGGCUUGUUAGUGGGAGAAACGUUAGUUUCUAAAUUGUGUUACGUUAAACACUUAGUUGACUUUCAUGCGGAAGCUGAUGUUUCGAGAGCUAGCCAGUCAGCGGGCUCGUCCCUGGAAAAGUGAAUAGGAGGCUCACUUCCCAUAUCUCUUGCCUGCUGAGUGGUGAGCCUGCCUGGAUCUUAUUCUCGAGUUAGCCUUUCUUUCACGAACAUGAAGUAAGGAGCUACACUGACGGAGGAAAGACGGUAACGAGAGACACGAACAUGUAAAUCAGUGGAACGCGCGGCUUUCGUAGAGGACUAAGGCGCCGAUUUGAAAGUUAAGUCUAUUUUUCGAAGGUUUGCGUCUUUUAGUGUUGACUUUACUUUAACAGUUCACUUGACGCUCAGUGAUGAUCAGGAGAACGACUACAAACAACGAAGGUGCUAACGCUCGAAGUAUCAGCUUUCCAAAUUCGCCAUGGCAGUAAAUUUACGUUUUCUUCUUCAAACUGAUUAUUGCAUGAGUAUGGCUUGUGACAUCCUUUGCGGCUGGAUUAUGCAGUUUAUGUCAAAAUAGAUUAAGGCAAGCGGGUGUCACUGGUAGAUGUUUUGAAUUCGCGGUUUCCUUGUUAACGUUUGAGCAACAUAAAUAUUUAUGAACUUCAGGAGUUGUUGAGCAUCUGUUCCAAGAGUGAGUGGAUUAUUCUUUGAAGUGAAGGCGUUCUAAGCAACUGGCAAUUAUUUUGUUUAAGGCUCUCCAUAAUCCUUCUCCGACUAGUUUGAAUACAUGUAAUUCUCUUUAAGUCUACAUCUAGUGUUCACUCACAUAAUCUAAGAAAUUCGAAAUGCAACUUCUUCGUUCCUAGAACGAUUACUGAAGCAGGCAAACGAAGUUUUCAAUAUCGCGGUUCUGUUCUCUCAGUUUGCCUUUGAGCGCUAAGAUACAACCAACUCUUAGCUCUCUUAAAUCAUUUAUAUAAUCGAGAUUAAAUUUACUAGUAACGAUACUAAUUAGUAAUAAAGGAUAGUUUUUUCAA